AUGAGGGACGAGUGUGGUUUUGACAGAGCUUUCCCCUGGUGGGAUGAAACUCUUGAUGCUGGUAACUUUUCUAGCUCUUCCAUCUUCACGCCCGAUUUCUUCGGGUCACUGCGGACGUCUACCAACCACCAGUAUAUCUGUGUUACCGACGGCUACUUUGCCAACGCGGUUGGUCACAUUGGACCGGGGUCGGAUUUCCAAGACCACUGUCUCUCCCGCGCCGUUGAUGAGUCCCUGACAGCCCAGUGCAAUGAGGAUUUUGUCAAUAUCUGCAAUUCACGAGACAACUAUUCCGAUAUAGAGAACUGUGCCGAGCUCGGCCCUCAUGCAUACGGUCAUAAUGGGGUCGGUUCCGUCAUGGCCGAUACGUCCUCGUCACCACAGGAUCCUACUUUCUUCCUUCACCAUCUUUUCGUCGACCGCAACUUCUGGCUGUGGCAAAACGGCGACGCUUCGCGCAAGACCAAGAUCAACGGCUGUAUCGACAACAGCAGUCCCUGCACACCUUUGACGCUGGAUACUGUUAUUGAUGUGCAAGGGCUGAGACCCAAUGUCACGGUCAGAGAUGUUAUUGAUAAACAGAACGGCGUCAUGUGUUACUACUACACGUACUAA
Messenger RNA from Truncatella angustata, 615 nucleotides. RefSeq lists its product as uncharacterized. The record is from RefSeq and is a predicted model, not a curated record. Lineage: Eukaryota; Fungi; Ascomycota; Sordariomycetes; Amphisphaeriales; Sporocadaceae. Bases 1 to 615 code for a protein of 204 amino acids. Gene Ontology annotation, molecular function: oxidoreductase activity. The transcript has 2 exons.